AUUUGUUUUCCCCUUAGGUGGAUGUCUAUAUAUUUGAGCCACAAGGAAUCAGCCAUAUUGAAGCACCGAACAUGUUUGGAACACAGUUUGAUGGGGUCAUCCGCAUAACUAAAGGAGAGAACAAGGCUCAUGUUUCCUUCAAGCCAACCUUGGACCAACAGCGGAAAUGCCCAAAUUGUACAGAUACGGCCAUUGAUGGACGUAUUAUUGUGAGAUAUGAUGUGAAACGGGAGCUCAAUGGUGGAAACCUUCAGGUUUCCAAUGGUUACUUUGCUCACUUUUUUGCUCCUGAUAAUCUUCCACCACUUCCUAAAAACAUCAUCUUUGUCAUUGAUGUCAGUGGCUCAAUGUGGGGAAUUAAAAUGAAGCAGGUAAAUCCUUUCGCUUCAGUGACAUUGUUUCAAUAUGAAGAUAUUGUCUAGGUUCUGAAUGAGAAAAUUUCAAAGUCGCCCUUUUCACUUCUUAGGUUCAGACUCAAUCGAGUUGCACUGGCCCCACUAGAUCUCUUCUUUGUCAAUUGCCUUUGCUGCCAACGUCAGUCUAAUUUUCUACAAAAGACUUGUGCCUUGUGAUUCAUGGAUCCCUAGUAGCAGGCAGACUGAGGCGAAGACUUUCAUGAUUUAUAUUUGCACAGGAUAUCCUGUUCAUUCUUAGUAGCUACAUCCUAUCUCUUCCGUUUCCUUAAUCUGAGUCAAUUUCAGUCUGACUUGGUGAAAAUCCAGGCCAUAAUUCCUGAAUUUGAUGACAUGCUUUAAGGCAAAUUUUAGGACUGGAAAAACAUCCAGAAAUUCUUGAUUUGUUGAAUGCAAUGAUGGUUGAAGUCAGAACUGUGCUGAAAUAAUU
This is a messenger RNA of Chiloscyllium plagiosum (whitespotted bambooshark), 843 nucleotides long. NCBI's taxonomy places the organism in Eukaryota, Metazoa, Chordata, Chondrichthyes, Orectolobiformes, Hemiscylliidae. The record is from RefSeq and is a predicted model, not a curated record.